Molecule: messenger RNA, 1572 nt
Organism: Neolamprologus brichardi
Lineage: Eukaryota; Metazoa; Chordata; Actinopteri; Cichliformes; Cichlidae
Gene: arhgef25b
Product: Rho guanine nucleotide exchange factor 25b
Biological process (GO): axon guidance
Cellular component (GO): plasma membrane; extrinsic component of membrane; cytoplasm
Molecular function (GO): guanyl-nucleotide exchange factor activity
Source: RefSeq, a predicted model, not a curated record
GUGCUGAGUGUUGAGUGCUUUUGUUAAUGUUCAAAAUGAGCAUGUUGUGUUUUGCAGGUAAGCUGCCUUGGUGUGGAGGAGCACUCUGAAGAAGAUCCAUGCUUUCUGGUCCUGACUUCCCGAGGCACUGACGGCAGUGUGACGCGCUUCAUCAUGCAGGCAUCAUCUCCGGAUAUACAGCAGGCUUGGCACAGUGAUGUGGUCCAGAUAUUAGAGACUCAGAGGAACUUCCUUAAUGCUCUUCAAUCUCCGAUAGAAUACCAACGGAGGGAAAGUAAGUCAAACAGCCUGGGCAGGAACACGAAGUCUCCGUCUACACCAGCAUCUGGCCUGUGGCCUCACUCCUCAGCAUCCGUGGACAGGCGUCAGCAGCCCUGCUUGCUGUCUUAUAACACCUCCUUGCCCUCUAUGCAUUCAUCCCAGCACAGCCCGGCAUCGCAAACGGUGUCUAACCCUUGCGUGGUAACACUUUGUGCAGCUCACCCCUCACUUUCCUCCCCCAUGCAGCUCAGUCUGUGCUCAGAGGUGAGACGUGACUGUGGCACAUCCAAUGGCCUGGCUCCCUGCAGCUAUCACAGCCUGCAGGGUGUGCCCGCCAGUUUCCAGACGAUCACAUUUAAGGACGCUGGGACUUAUUCAGUGCAUCAACUAAAUAACUUGGAUCAGCUCAAGGAGAGCGAGCAAUAAUGCGCUGCAGUGUCACAUGAACUCAGUUUACCCUUCUGGAGCUGGAGUACCUCGACUAGGUCUGACUGCCAGGACACUUUGUUCCACUCAUGUACACAAGCUGUCCGAGUCUGCGUGUCUCUGUUUUCACAUAUUGUCUCAUAUUUCCUUUAGGCUUAUGAUGUGGGGACUAUUCUAGUGAAGUUAUGUUGGUGUGACUGUAUUCAUUUGAGUGCAUCUGCAUAUACAUUACCAAUCAGCUAUAACAUUAAAAACAAGAUGAACAAUUCCGAUCAUCUCUUGCAAUGCAAAAAUCUGCUGCGAAGCCUUAGGUGCUGCCAUUCAUCUGGAUGUUACGCUGAUAUUCAGAGACCAUCUAAAUAAUGUUUCUUCCACCUUAUUAGCGAAGGCACUCCUUGAGGGCAGCAGCCUCUUCCAACUGGACAGUGCACAAUACGCACUGCAAAAACUGGACGUAUGUAUGGAUGUAAAGUAAAAUAUGUUGACUUGGCCUCCAAACUUUACCCAUUCUGACUGAGGAUCUGCACGAAGGCACGAGAAAGCCCCGUCCAAGCUCCACCCUCCAUUCCACAGAACACAAAGUUUGCCACAGACUCAGUGAACCUGCAUCCAUGCCUCCAAAGCUGGGAUGCCAAAUUCAUUUUACAUUGAGGGGGCACAUACAGCCCACUUUGAUUUCAAGUGGGUUAGGCGUAUCUACACAUUUAAUGCCUGUGAUAUCUUAAUAUAAGAAAAAAGUGCAAUUUCAAAAUUUUGUCUCAGUUUUUUGGCUUGAUUAAAAAAAAAAAUGUUGCCAUAAGACAUGAACUAAUUUUAUCAGGAUGACUUUGGGGUUAAAUUGUAAGAAAUAAAUGUGUAAAAUUACAGAAAAAGUUCUGGUAUCUC